Molecule: messenger RNA, 2683 nt
Organism: Hibiscus syriacus
Lineage: Eukaryota; Viridiplantae; Streptophyta; Magnoliopsida; Malvales; Malvaceae
Product: putative disease resistance protein RGA4
Exons: 2
Coding region: 60-2663 (867 amino acids)
Biological process (GO): defense response to other organism
Molecular function (GO): ADP binding
Source: RefSeq, a predicted model, not a curated record
UUUGCUUUACAUUUCUCUAUCCAUUUCCCUCAAAUAUUUCUCUUUUCCUUGUCUAAAUCAUGGCCGAAUCCUUUGUAUUUAACGUUGCAGAAAACGUCAUUUCGAAACUAUGCGAUCUUGCUCGCCAAGAAAUUAGCCUAGCUUGGGGCAUUCGGGCGGACCUUGAAAAGCUUGAAAGCACGUUAACCACCAUCAAAGCUGUGCUUUUAGAUGCUGAAGAGAAACAGGUUCAUCGGAAUCAACUCCGGGUUUGGCUACAAAGGCUGAGGGACGCCUGUUACGACACAGAAGAUGUAUUGGAUGAAUUCGAGAUUGAAGCAUUGAGGAAGCAAGAUCGGAAAGAGAGUAGGAUCGGAGAGAAGGUAGGUUAUUUCCUUUCAAGUUCAAACCCACUUGCUUUUCGAUUUAAUAUGGCCCAAAAGAUUAAAGAAGUACUACAGACCUUCCAUGAUCUUCCUGAGUUGAAAAACAACUUUCAUCUCACAGAGAUAUAUGAUUGGUCAAGGCAUGACCGGCGCUUCGACAGGGAGACCCACUCCUUCGUGCAAGCAUCGGAGGUAAUUGGCAGAGAUGACGAGAAACAAAAAAUUGUGAACAUGUUAACGCAAGAUGAUCCAGCUGGUGAGGAAGACAUACCGGUGCUUGCCAUAGUUGGAUUAGGAGGUCUGGGGAAAACGGCUCUUGCCAAACUGGUUUUCAAUGACAUUUGUGUGCAUAAUCACUUUGAGUUGAAACUCUGGGUGUGCGUUUCCGAAGAUUUUGAUCUGCAACUAUUGGUGCUAAAAUUCGUUAAAUCCUUUAAAGCCGAAAUGGGUGGUGAUGGAGACCUUGGAAGCAUGAACUUGCAACAAUUGCAGAUGGCAUUGCGAGACUGCUUGAAUGGUAAAAGGUAUUUGCUUGUGUUAGAUGAUGUCUGGAAUGAAGAUAACAAAAAAUGGGUGGAACUGAAACAGCUAUUACCCGGAGGAGCUACCGGAAGCAAAAUCAUUGUUACCACUAGAAGCAAUAAAGUAGCAAAGAUCACAGGUACAGUCUCCCCACACAAUUUGAAAGCUCUUCCUUACAACAAAUCUUUAUCUUUGUUUCUCAAAUUUGCUUUCAAGAAAGGGGAAGAGAAACAACAUCCAAACCUUGUGGAAAUUGGCGAGGAAAUUGUCAAGAAAUGCAAUGGAGUUCCACUGCUACUGAAGACAUUGGGGAGUAUGCUUUUCUCCAAAACUGCAGAGCGGGAGUGGGAACUUGUGAAAAAUAGUGAGACUUGGAGAUUAAUGGAGAAAGAUGAUGAAAUGGUUUAUGUUCUGAAACUAAGUUAUGAUCAACUGUCUCCUAGGUUGAAGCAAUGUUUUGCUUAUUGCUCACUCUUCCCCAAGGAUUAUGAAUUUAUCGAGUUUGGGUUAAUCUCAUUUUGGAUGGCUCAUGGUCUGCUUGAAUCAUCGGAUGAAAAUGAAAAUCCGUUUGAUAUUGGUAGGCAGUAUUUGAACGAACUGUCGUCAAGAUCUCUUUUUCAAGAUUUUAGGGUGGCAUUUCUUUAUAGUGUAUUCAAAAUGCAUGAUCUUUUACAUGAUCUGGCCUUAUUGGUAGCAAAGAACGAGUGUUGUUUGGUAAACACUUUCAAGCAAAAGAUUGCCCCAAGUAUCCGGCAUGUGUGCCUCAUAAACUCCGAUUCCUCCAACGAAAGUGCUUCCGAUUUCCUUGGUAAAUUAGGACAUGUGCGUACACUAAGGUUUACAAAUAUGGGAAAGACUGCAACCAGCAAAUCCUUGGAUGAAAAUUGUCUCAGUAGGUUCCAACGUUUGAGGGUGCUUGAUCUUUUUGGGUCUGCAUUCGAGGUGUUGCCCAACUGGAUUGGUAAUUUGAAGCAUUUAAGGUAUCUCAACCUUUGUGACUGUCACCACAUCAAGAAACUCCCCAACUCCAUUUGCGAGUUGCAGAAUCUGCUCAGUCUUGGUUUUGCUGGUUGUGAUCAAAUUGAAGAGCUACCUAAGGAUAUGAGGAAGAUGACCCGUCUCAUAUUCUUAUCAUUAACUACAAAACAACGAGACCUUAAUGGUCAUGGAUUAGAACACUUGAAAUCUCUUCAAUUCUUGAUCAUAUGGGGCUGUGAUAAUCUGGAAUAUUUGUUUGAAGGGAUUCAAAACCUCACAUCUCUUCAUACAUUGGGUGUUGCCAGUUGCAAGAACUUGGUAUCACUUCCACAUGGUUUGAAUAAUCUUACUGCAUUACAAACUCUAGUCAUUGAGAUUUGUGAGAAGCUUGUUUUGAGUGAGCUGCAGGGAUUCAAAGAGAAAGAAGAUGAUGAUCAUCAAGGUUUCAGCCUUCAAUCAUUGGAAACUACAUAUUUACCAAAGCUGGAGGCUCUACCCCAUUGGCUUCUACGGCGAUCUGCCAACACUUUUAAGAAUCUGAUAAUUAAAGACUGUGAGAAUCUCACAGCUUCACCGGAGUGGCACGAUCUCACAUCAUUUGAAAAAGUUGAGAUCGCACGUUGCCGACGAUUAUCAAGUCUGCCAGAAACCAUGCAGCUCCUCAAACGAUUGCAUAUUGAAGGUUGUCCUGUUUUAAGUGAAAGAUGCAAACAAGAAGUUGGAGUGGAUUGGCCCAAGAUUGCUCAUGCUUCUCUUAUAAGUUUGGAUGGCAAUGUAAUUUCAGUUGAGGAUGAUUGAAGAGCCCCUUAUUCUCUGUA